AUGGGAACAGGUCUUUCAACUCGUUUCUGGGUUGAUCCAUGGGCUGCUAAUGAACCUCUUAAACUGCUCUAUCCAGGCUUAUUUACUCUAAGUAGAUUUCAGCAGCAGUUUGUGGCAGAUUUAUUUGAUUAUGAGCAACAGGUCUUCCUCUUCUCUUGGAAGCGCCGGCUUCGUCUGGGUGAGCAGACUCAGCUAAGUUCUUUAGCGUCUUUGGUUGAAGCAAAUUUACCUACUUCCAGACCUGACCAAUUUUAUUGGAAUGGUAAGCUUUUCUCUCCUUCUGCUUUUGUUCGAACUGGGCAGCGUCUUAUGCAGAAUCAUAACUGCAACUUUGGUAGAUUUUGGAAGUACAAAAUUCCCCCUUGCAUUAACUUUUUCAUGUGGCUUUUAAAUCGAGAUAGGAUUUCAUCUAAUGCAAUGCUGGUUCGUCGUGGAGUUCUUACGGCUUCUAAUUCUUCUUGUUUGUUUUGUUCGGAAGAGGAGACGAGCAGUCACAUUAUUCUUCACUGUAGAUUUGCUUGGAAUACUUGGAAUUUAAUCCUGAAAUCAUGUAAUCUCCAAUGGGCAGCUCCGGUUUCAGUCCAUAAUUAUUUUGAUAUGUGGAGUUACUUUGGUAGCAAGCGUUAUCGAUCUCUCUGGCAGACUAUAUGGUUCUUUGGUAUCUGGGAGUUGUGGAAAGCGAGAAAUGCUAGAGUUUUCAGGCAUGAAAUAGUGGACAUCAACUCUUUGGUGUAUUCUAUUAUUUGCAAAGCGGUAAUCUUCUACAAGGAUAACAACGCAGGUUUUGAUUAUUCGGCUAAUGAUGUUUUUAGAAAUUUGAAUUUAUUUUGUAACUUCUUGUAG
This is a messenger RNA of Mercurialis annua (annual mercury), 843 nucleotides long. RefSeq lists its product as uncharacterized. Lineage: Eukaryota; Viridiplantae; Streptophyta; Magnoliopsida; Malpighiales; Euphorbiaceae. The transcript has a single exon. Bases 1 to 843 code for a protein of 280 amino acids. The record is from RefSeq and is a predicted model, not a curated record.